This is a messenger RNA of Cornus florida, 2610 nucleotides long. Its product is annotated as serine/threonine-protein kinase STY13-like. Lineage: Eukaryota; Viridiplantae; Streptophyta; Magnoliopsida; Cornales; Cornaceae. Gene Ontology annotation, biological process: protein phosphorylation. Gene Ontology annotation, molecular function: protein kinase activity; ATP binding. The coding region runs from base 984 to 2042 and encodes 352 amino acids. The transcript has 6 exons. The record is from RefSeq and is a predicted model, not a curated record.
UAUCGUAAUACAAUAGCCUUGUGACGAAAUGUAACAUAAUACAGUUACUGCAUACGCAAUAUAAAGUUACAGUGUACAGACGAUGUAAAGACAAGCCACGACACACAAUUAUGGGGUUCAUGAAUGAGGGCUUGUUCACAAGAGGCUAUACCUGGAGUGCUAAGACUUGUAGGUUUGUAGUUUUAAUGUAGCUUGUGUUAAAAGUGAUGGAGUGAGAGACAAGCAGGAGAAGAUGGGAACUUGUCCACUACUCCAGGCAUUUCUUAAUGAGCACAGGCCCUCCAUGUCGACAAGAUCUGUUGGCAUGUGCAACUUAUUAGUUUAUAUGGAUCCCACAGUCUUUAUUACAAUAUUUAGAAAUCUCUCUGUCACACACACACUCUCACAGUUCUUUCUUUAACAUAUAAAUGAAACAGAAACCGAAUCCCUUCAAUGAUUUUGCCCCUAGAUUAAGACUGAGGUCAUGUACUAAUUUUUUUUCAAAUAAACUCACAACCAUUACUCAUUUCAUUGAACUCCAAAAUUGGUUGGAGAAUUUAAUUCCAAAAUUUGAUCCUCCACUAAGCUUUUGCUGACAAGGUUCUCUUCCCUUGUUCCCUUUUUGGGGAUUUGGUUCUUUUUCCCAUGAAAUUUUCAGCAACCCUCCUUGGGAUUUGAGCUUAUUUUUCUUAUUUCUCUCUCUACAACAUGUGGGGUUCUAUAUUUUAUCAUCCCCAACUAUUUAUUCUGAUCUUUGGAUCAUUAUUUUUGAGAUGUGGUUGUGUUGGGUAGAUUGCCAUUGGUAUCAGACUCUAUCAGUACAAUAGAGUACAGAGCAUGUCCUUUGUAGUUCUCUGUUUCAUGUCAGCUUAUCCAUGCCCAAUGUAUAUAGAUCUUGUAAAUGCCCUAGUUCAUGAAUUUUUAUGUAUGUUUGCUAUAAAUUUGUGAUGGGUUCUAGGGUUUGUUGCUGGAUUUGGUGUUGAACCCUUUUCUGUGUUAGUAAGAUGGAAUCUGGAAAUGAGUUUUACUCAGUUGAUGAGUUUAGGUUGGAUGGAAAAUGGAUGGUUGACCCUAAAAAUCUCUUUGUUGGUCCAAGAAUUGGAGAGGGUGCUCAUGCCAAAGUGUACGAGGGCAAAUAUAAGAAUCAGAAUGUUGCCAUUAAAAUUGUUCAUAGAGGAGACAGUCCAGAGGAAAUCACCAAGAGAGAAGCGCGGUUCGCGAGAGAGGUUGCUAUGUUGUCUAGAGUUCAACAUAAGAACUUAGCAAAGUUUAUUGGUGCUUGCAAGGAGCCUGUGAUGGUGAUAGUUACUGAGCUCUUGUUAGGAGGGACAUUGCGGAAGUAUUUGCGAAACAUGCGGCCCAGGUGCUUGGACACACGACUUGCCAUCGGUUUUGCACUUGACAUUGCUCGUGCUGUGGAGUGUCUGCACUCUCAUGGGAUCAUACAUCGUGAUCUGAAACCUGAAAACUUAAUCUUGACUGCAGACCAGAAAACAGUAAAACUUGUGGAUUUUGGUUUAGCAAGAGAGGAGUCAUUAACAGAAAUGAUGACUGCUGAAACAGGGACAUACCGUUGGAUGGCGCCAGAGUUGUAUAGUACUGUUACAUUGAGACAUGGAGAGAAGAAGCAUUACAAUCACAAAGUAGAUGCCUAUAGCUUUGCUAUCGUGUUGUGGGAGCUUUUACACAAUAAGUUGCCUUUUGAAGGCAUGUCAAAUCUACAGGCAGCUUAUGCAGCCGCUUUCAAGAACACGAGGCCUAGCUUGGAUGAUCUCCCGGAAGAGUUGGCCAUAAUUCUGGACUCGUGCUGGAAGGAGGAUCCGGAUGCCCGGCCUAACUUCAGUCAAAUAAUAAAUAUGCUCCUUCAUUAUCUUUCUACCAUUUCGCCCCCUGCACCUAUGAUCCCUUCUCGAAUUUUCACAUCCGAGAACUCUGUCUUGCCACCGGAAUCUCCAGGUACCAGCUCUUUGAUGGCAUUGCAUGGUGACUCGGGGGAAACCCCCAAAGGAGAGAUGGAAAGCAAGCCGAAUGGUUUCUUCUUUUGUUUCAACCAAUGCUAUUAACCAUGAAAAUUCUGAACUCAAAAGGGAAGUCAAGUGAACAAGAGGCUCGAAUCCCAUUAUUGCAUUCGUUUAACACGGUGAAUGUAAAGUUUAUAUUAUAUCCCCAAGUUCAAUUUGUGGGAUGAAGAUGCUGCUUUACAUCGUCGCGAUGAAUUUACUCAAGCUGUAAGAUCUCACUGAACAGAGAGUCUAGGAUGAAAUGACAUCCAAGCUCCAAUUCUUGCAAAGAAAAUAAAAAUGACACUAGCACUGUUAAUGUACUAGCACCUACCUACUUUUUAUGCUACUCUUACCAUAGAAUGUCUUGUCUUGUGGCAAAGAGCUUGUAAGGUAGCCUUGAACACAUUCCACACAGACCUCAACAUUUGCUGGGGACAAAAGGGGGAAAAAAAAGAAGUGAAAUGAUGAUAUGUAUUGUGUUUUGCUUAUGGGUUAUAGAGUAAUGGCUAGUUUUGGGAGGGAUAAGGAUCACCGCCAGUUGCACAGUAAUCAAUUUUCUUCAUUUUUGUAAGUAAAAGUACAUUAUAAUAUUUUCGUAACGUGCAUUUCAAUAUUUUCUUUCUGUGCA